Penaeus indicus is the source of this 1377-nucleotide messenger RNA. It is a transcript of the gene Spf45, whose product is annotated as splicing factor 45-like. Gene Ontology annotation, cellular component: precatalytic spliceosome. The coding region runs from base 110 to 1060 and encodes 316 amino acids. Gene Ontology annotation, biological process: alternative mRNA splicing, via spliceosome; mRNA cis splicing, via spliceosome. NCBI's taxonomy places the organism in Eukaryota, Metazoa, Arthropoda, Malacostraca, Decapoda, Penaeidae. The record is from RefSeq and is a predicted model, not a curated record. The transcript has 8 exons. Gene Ontology annotation, molecular function: RNA binding.
GCCAAAGCGUGACCAAACGCGGCGUGUAACAGGAACAAAGCUACCUCCAGUCAUAGACCUGAAAUCCCGUCGUGAUGAAGAUGAAAAUGCCCAGCAAUCUCUGUUUUACAUGCCAGGCCAGAAGCAAGAGUUUGCAAGACAAGGAUCAGGAAAUUCACCAUACAUGGGCUCCAAUGACCCUGAAUGGAAGUUUAUUAAUGAAUAUGAUCCAAUCUGGCCAAAUGAUUAUGAGAAAGUUGUCAAAGACAUGAGAGAGAGGAGGGACCGAGAAGAGGAAGAAAAAAGAAAGAAAGAAAGAGAAGAAAGAGAAAGGAAGAGAAGAGACAGAAGUGGUGCUGAGGAAACUGGCUUUGCAAGGUUGAGAGAACCAGAGGAGGAAGAGGAGGACGAUGAACGGCCAAGGAGAGGUGGUGGAGGUGCGGCCAUUGCCCCUCCUCCGUCCCUGGGGGUGGAUGAUGCUCCGAACUCGCCUCCAAUGCCCAGCAAAGUCAGCAAUUUUGCUGGCAUUGGCAGUUCUAUUGCAGCAAAGAUUAUGGCCAAGUAUGGCUUUAAGGAGGGUCAAGGAUUAGGGAAGAGUGAGCAGGGAAUUGUGCGAGCCCUUGAGGUUGAAAAAACAAGUAAGCGAGGCGGCCGUAUUGUGCUAGAGCGAGAGGAUUCACCUGGUCCCCCUGCUAUGCCUCCCCCUGUGGCCCCACCGCCCCGGCCUGCCCAGACAGAAAAGCCAGAAACCAACAUUGCACACAUAUUGCGAAACCCAUCAAAAGUGGCGCUUCUACGGAAUAUGGUGGGCCCUGGGGAGGUAGAUGAUGAGCUGGAGCCAGAAGUACGAGAGGAAUGCAACGGGAAGUAUGGGACGGUUGUGCAAGUGGUCAUCUUUGAGAUCCCGCGGGCAGUCCCUGAGGAGGCAGUUCGCAUAUUUGUUGAAUUCCAGAGAGUUGAGUCUGCAAUCAAAGCUGUAAUUGACCUGAACGGAAGAUUUUUUGGCGGCCGUCAAGUCAAGGCAGGUUUCUAUGAGUACGAAGACUUCAAGGCAAAGAGACUGAAUGAUCCGAUUGAAUAAGCAUUAGGGUGUCAUAGCCAGUAGAAGUGGAGUUAGGUCCUCUUACCAUGAAUUGAUGAGGCAUGGAAGAAAUUUUACAAUGUGUAAGUCAGAGAAAUGUCCUUUUUUAUGUGUCAAAAUAUGUGCUGUGUUCACAUAUACAGUUUAGACUUCAUUCUGAUCUUACAGUAAUUGGUCUGGCUUUUGAUGCUGUUUUGUGUGUCUGAACUUUCCCUGUUUUAUAAGAGAGUUGGGAAAAUUAUUUCAGAUACCCUACAUGAAUACUGUAAAAUAUGACAGAAUAGGGAAAAGUGAAGGAUUAUAAAUAAAAAAAGGAA